Messenger RNA from Thalassophryne amazonica, 1366 nucleotides. RefSeq names its product 60S ribosomal protein L3-like. The record is from RefSeq and is a predicted model, not a curated record. The transcript is spliced from 9 exons. Gene Ontology annotation, cellular component: cytosolic large ribosomal subunit; ribosome. Gene Ontology annotation, molecular function: RNA binding; structural constituent of ribosome. Bases 67 to 1272 code for a protein of 401 amino acids. Gene Ontology annotation, biological process: translation; ribosomal large subunit assembly. Lineage: Eukaryota; Metazoa; Chordata; Actinopteri; Batrachoidiformes; Batrachoididae.
CAUGACCGUUACUUGAGCACUUGCUCUUCUCUCUUCUGUCUCUCGCCUGGGAUCGAGUGUGCAGACAUGUCUCACCGCAAAUUCCACGCACCGCGCCAUGGACACAUGGGGUUCCUGCCCCGAAAACGUAGCAAGAAGCAUCGAGGGAAAGUGCGCACGUGGCCAAAAGAUGACCCGACCCAACCUGUCCAUCUCACUGCCUUCUUGGGCUACAAAGCCGGCAUGACCCACACCCUGCGAGAGGUGCACCGCACUGGCCUCAAGCAAUCAAAGCGAGAGGAGGUGGAGGCGGUCACCAUCAUAGAAACCCCUCCAGUCAUCGUGAUGGGCAUUGUGGGAUACAUUAACACAGUCCGCGGCCUGCGUCCCUUCAAGUCCAUCUUCGCCGAACAUCUCAGCGAUGAGUGCCGGCGCAGAUUUUACAAAAACUGGCACAAGAGUAAGAAGAAAGCCUUCACCAAGUACAGUAAGAAGUGGCAGGAUGAUGCAGGAAAGAAGCAGCUGGAUAAAGAUUUUUCCCAGAUGAAGAAAUAUUGUUCGGUUAUUAGAGUUAUUGUUCACUCGCAGAUGCGCUUGCUGCCUAUAAUGCAGAAAAAGGCUCAUAUCAUGGAAAUACAACUAAAUGGGGGCAGCAUUUCGGAUAAGGUGGACUGGGCAAAAGAGCGGCUGGAGCAGGCUGUGCCUGUUUCUGCUGUCUUCUACCAAAAUGAGAUGAUUGACAUCAUUGGUGUCACCAAAGGUCAUGGCUUCAAAGGUGUGACAAGCCGCUGGAACACAAAGAAGCUCCCAAGAAAGACUCACAAAGGCCUCCGGAAGGUGGCCUGUAUUGGAGCAUGGCAUCCUGCCCGUGUGGGCUUCACCAUAGCUCGCGCUGGUCAGAAGGGCUACCAUCACCGUACUGAGCGCAACAAAAAGAUCUAUCGUAUCGGUAAGGGUGUCCACAUCCAGGAUGGAAAAGUGGUUCGGAACAAUGCCUCCACCAGCUACGACAUCAGCCAGAAGACCAUCACUCCCAUGGGCGGCUUCCCCCACUAUGGUGAAGUAAAUAAUGACUUUGUCAUGGUGAAAGGCUGUGUGGUCGGCAGUAAGAAGCGUGUCCUUACCCUCAGAAAAUCUUUGCUUGUGCACACGUCUCGCAAGUCCUUGGAGACCAUUGAGCUCAAAUUCAUAGACACCACUUCCAAAUUUGGUCACGGCCACUUCCAGACCGCUCAGGAGAAAAGAGCGUUCAUGGUAAGUGUGAGAAUCUGGAAGGGGACAAUGUCGAUAUGAUUUAUAAUAACAGCGACGACCAUCAAGUGCACAUUUCCACCACAUAACUGAACUUUCUGUUUUCUGACAAAUGUUGAACUCUUUGACACUAUGU